This is a messenger RNA of Suillus subalutaceus, 1425 nucleotides long. RefSeq lists its product as uncharacterized. The record is from RefSeq and is a predicted model, not a curated record. NCBI's taxonomy places the organism in Eukaryota, Fungi, Basidiomycota, Agaricomycetes, Boletales, Suillaceae. The transcript is spliced from 9 exons. Bases 71 to 1210 code for a protein of 379 amino acids.
GUGGAAGUUAAAGUUCAAAUUUAAAGCCCGCGAUUCUAUUGUUUCAGUCUAGAAUCUCUUGCAAUUGCACAUGACCUGGCCAGGGUCUUCCAUCCUACUUGAGCAAACAACGAUGGCAGGUACACGCAAGGUUGUCCCUCGCAAGCGUGCUCAGUUAUCCAAUGAAGAUUCAGAACCCGAAUCUCUUCACAGCGACGCGCUCGAUGACCUUCCGCCCAAGAAACGCACGCGUUCUUCCAAUUCCAAGUCCGGCUCACCUUCGAAACCCAAGCCCAAGCGUAGGGCACGUAAAGCCAAGGAAGAUGAUGUUAAGGAUGAAGAGGAUGUAGAUGCCAGCGACGUAGAUCUGAAGGAGGGGCAGCAAGUUGUGGGUCGCGUUGUGCAAGCUCCAAAGACAGGCUGGGUGCCUCCUGGUCAGGUUUCACAGAACACGCUUGAUUUUCUAGCGCAACUCAAGGACCCUGCGUGUAAUGACCGCGAAUGGUUUAAGCUACACGAACCAGUUUACCGUCGCAUAGAAAAGGAAUUCAAGGACUUCAUCGAGGCGUUCACUAAUAUGCUCACAGAUGUCGACUCCCAGAUCCCACCAUUGCCCCCCAAAGACGUCAUCCACCGCAUAUAUAGAGAUGUCCGCUUCAGCAACGACAAAACACCGUACAAGAAGGGACUAUCUGCGAGUUUUUCGAGGAGUGGCAGGAAGGGGAUUUUUGCGUUUUUCAAGCCGGGUGACGAGAGCGUCAUCGCUGCAGGUGCAUGGUGUCCUGCUAAGAACGAACUCGCGACUCUCAGAAAUCAUCUGCUUCACUCCACACCCGCUGCUAAAAGUCUGCACACGAUCCUGUCCUCCAAAGCAUUUACUACCCAUUUCGGCCCUCCCCGCCCACACCCGCAUGGAGAUCGUCAAAGCGUGUUUGGGCAUGAAGAUGAAUUAAAGGUGGCGCCAAAGGGCGUGGAUAAGAACCACAAAGAUAUUGCCCUCCUCAAAUGUCGCUCCCUCGCAGUUUCUUGUCGGUUCACGGAUGCCCAAGUCGUUACACCUGGAUCCGAGUUUAUGGAUACACUACGUGGUGUUGCAGGUGUGAUGACGCCAUUUGUCCAUUGUUUGAAUGAUUUGAUGACGCUUCCUGUGGAUCACGGUUCGGAUGAAGAGGACGAGGAAGAUGAUACUGGGGGUCCGCAGGAAGAUGAGGGUGAGGGCGGAGAUGAAUAACGAAUAGGAAGCCUGAAUUCAUUUACCAAAGCUGAGCUGGCUGUUUAAAUAUUGCCGGUAUUAAUUUUCUCGCGUAUCUUACUGCCAUCUAGUAUACACGGUGUAAACUAUUUGACACAUGCACGAUGGCGAUUGUGUCUACCCCGGGCCCAUCACUCACUAGUCUAAAGCUAACCUUCGUUGGAUAAAUGGUAACUUCACCUCAGUAUGGGUGC